AUGAAUGACUUUCCUGUUACUUAUCUCAACUUCAAUCAGGACUUGACAUGUGUUGCACUCGGCUUGAAGACAGGAUACAAGAUUGUCAACGUGGAACAGAAAUUUGGUCGAUGUUGUUCCUACAAGGAUGAUAGUGUCAACAUAAUAGAAAUGCUUUAUACCACUUCAUUAAUAGCAAUUACGCCACUCGGUAACGAGAUUGGAUCAUCACCUAGGGAAUUAAAGAUUAAAAAUACCAAGACAAAUAGUACAAUAUGUUCGUUGUUUUUCCCAACGUCUAUACUAAAUAUCAAAUUAACUACUGAUUAUCUCAUUGUGGUUUUGGAAACACAGCUAUAUAUAUACGAAAUUAAAACUAUGAAGCUACUCCAAACGGUAAAGACCAAUUCAAAUCCACAGGGGCUAUGCACAGUGUCGUAUGACGCAAACCAUUGCUUAUUGGCAUAUCCUUCUCCACCUAGUGCUGCCGAAACACUUUCAAAUCUUCACAACAGUCAUCAUCAAAACAAGUCUAGUUCAAAUAAGUCCACCGGAAAUGCCAUAUCUGAUAAGGGUGAUUUAAUUGUCUUCAAUAUAAACAAGUUUCUUCCAAUCAUGGCGAUAAGUGCUCAUAAGAAUGAUAUCGCCGCAAUGAGUUUUUCAAGUGAUGGGUCACUUAUUGCCACUGCAUCUGAUAAAGGUACAAUUGUGCGAGUGUUUGAUACAAAUACUGGGGUUAAAUUGUUUCAAUUUCGCAGGGGAUCGUACCCCACAAAAAUUUAUUCCUUGCAAUUUAGCAACGAUAACAAGUAUGUUUUAGCCACAAGCUCGAGUCUAACAGUGCAUGUCUUUAGAUUGGGCGAGGAAGAAGCGUUGGAGAAUAAACAGAAAAAGAAAAUUAAAACGAUUGCAGAAGAACCCGAGACUGAACAAGUGGGAGAUGAAGAUGAUGACUCGGAUGAUAUGGGAGAAAACAUGGAGGUAGAUGAGGAUGAAGAAGAGGCAGAGAUACCUUCGAAACAGAGAAAGCUUUCUCAAAGUUCGUCAAAUUCGUUCAACAGUGUCAACUCGGAGGAUACCAAUGCUCCAAUUGUUGAUCAGAAUAGGCUUUCCGUUGCUAGAUUAAUUAGACGGUCCUCACAAACCUUGGGUCGAAAGGCAGCACAGAAAAUGGGUGAUUAUUUGCCAUCCAGGUUCUCGUCCAUUUUGGAACCAACGAGACACUUUGCUUCCAUAAAGAUUGAUGCAAAGAACAAAGAUUUAAAGUCAAUUGCAAUGAUAAACAAUGAGAGUACUGGACAAGAAUCACUUUCGCUAAACCAAGUGGAUGGUAAAGAAUUGGAUCAUCUUUUGCAUGUUAAUGUCGUCACGUCGGAGGGAAUCUUGUACAUAUACGGACUAGAUCAGGAACGUGGGGGUGAUUGCAUAUUGCUAAACCAGUAUAGUUUGAUAGAAGAGUAG
Lodderomyces margitis is the source of this 1440-nucleotide messenger RNA. Its product is annotated as phosphoinositide binding protein. The record is from RefSeq and is a predicted model, not a curated record. Lineage: Eukaryota; Fungi; Ascomycota; Pichiomycetes; Serinales; Debaryomycetaceae. The transcript has a single exon. Gene Ontology annotation, molecular function: phosphatidylinositol-3,5-bisphosphate binding; phosphatidylinositol-3-phosphate binding; protein binding. Gene Ontology annotation, cellular component: cytosol; phagophore assembly site membrane; extrinsic component of membrane. Gene Ontology annotation, biological process: protein localization to phagophore assembly site; autophagy of mitochondrion; nucleophagy. Bases 1 to 1440 code for a protein of 479 amino acids.